Messenger RNA from Echinostoma caproni, 840 nucleotides. Lineage: Eukaryota; Metazoa; Platyhelminthes; Trematoda; Plagiorchiida; Echinostomatidae. The record is from the annotation of a GenBank genome assembly.
AUGCCUCGUAUUAAUAUCAAGGGAGGUGUUUGGCGCAACACUGAGGAUGAGAUUCUCAAAGCAGCUGUUAUGAAAUAUGGGAAAAAUCAAUGGGCUCGAAUUGCUUCUUUGCUGCACAGAAAAGCUGCAAAACAGUGUAAAGCCCGAUGGUAUGAAUGGUUGGACCCAAGCGUGAAAAAAACUGAAUGGAGUAGAGAGGAAGACGAAAAGUUGCUUCAUUUGGCGAAAUUGAUGCCAACUCAAUGGCGUACCAUCGCACCCAUCGUCGGACGUACCGCUAACCAAUGCUUAGAACGAUACGAAUAUCUGCUGGACAAAGCUCAAAACAGAGAAGGACUUUCGGCAGAAGAGGAUCCAAAGCGUUUGAGACCAGGAGAAAUUGACCCUAAUCCCGAGACCAAACCAGCCCGUCCUGAUCCCGUGGAUAUGGAUGAGGAUGAACUAGAGAUGCUUUCUGAAGCACGUGCUAGGUUAGCAAACACUCAGGGCAAAAAAGCCAAGCGUAAGGCUCGUGAACGUCAACUAGAGAUUGCCCGUCGAAUGGCCAUGAUGCAAAAGAGACGAGAGUUACGUGCAGCCGGUUUAGGGUCUUAUCUCGGGCUUAUGCCAAAAACGAAGCCAUGUAUGGACUAUAAUUUGGAAAUUCCCUUUGAAAAGCAGCCACCUAAAGGAUUUUACGAUACAAGUCAGGAAAAACCGGAUCCUAAAUUAAUGGAUUUUCAGCGAUUGAGGCUUUCGGAUGUGGAAAAAGAAAGCUUUAUGGAACGAGAAAAAGUGAGAUAUAUUUUCAAUCACCGUUUUUCUCAUAAUAAACUUUAUGUUGUCUGUAUGGUAUUCUGA